Messenger RNA from Nerophis lumbriciformis (worm pipefish), 2751 nucleotides. RefSeq names its product zDHHC palmitoyltransferase 4 (gene zdhhc4). Gene Ontology annotation, cellular component: endoplasmic reticulum; Golgi apparatus. The record is from RefSeq and is a predicted model, not a curated record. Lineage: Eukaryota; Metazoa; Chordata; Actinopteri; Syngnathiformes; Syngnathidae. Gene Ontology annotation, molecular function: protein-cysteine S-palmitoyltransferase activity. Gene Ontology annotation, biological process: peptidyl-L-cysteine S-palmitoylation; protein targeting to membrane.
CAACAGCAGACUGCAAAAUAGAACGGCACUGAGUUUUGUUAACUUACAGUUAAAAAAAAUGUUUUCGUUUGCAAACAGACAAGCUUAUUAGUUUUUUCCACUGCCAGAUCAAUUAAAAAGUCCACGCUUCAGUGGCGGUGUUUAUGGCUGGGAGGUGGCAGGCGUUAGCUGUUAGCUUCGGGGUUAGCCACACCGAUGCUAAGGAAGUGUAGCCUUGUUUACAGGAAGUAGUAGCAUAUAGUAAAAGUGAAACAGAUUACAACGUCGCUGUAUUCAAAAGCGUGAAAUACAUGUAAACGUGAGAGUUAUUAAUAUUUAUGUUUUAUUUUAGAGAAUAAAUAGAUUAAUGACGUGCAGGCGGUAAGAAUAUUAGGUCCGUCCGGUUCGCGAACAAGUAGCAUACUCUUGUCAACUUUUACUUAUUUCCGUGUGACGGUUUAAUAGUUCGUUUUUUUUAUUAUGUAUCUGUGCUCCAUGCUGGAAGAAAAUGCAUAUUAGUGGGAACUAUUACUGCGUCGCGACACCUGUUGUUUCUUUGAAGUCCUGCCCUGAGACAUGGAUUUCCUCACUUUGUUUGCCAUCUACAUUGCUGUGGUGUUGACGUGCAUCGUCCUAGUCUGCAAAUAUUCCGGACAGAAGCAAAAUCCUUUGAAUAUUUUCCUCAGCUGUACAGCAAAGGUUUUUGCACCAAUUACUCCAAAAUGGCUCCAGCGGUUUUCACAAUGGACAAUGCACAGAUUAUUUCAUCAAAGGAACAACACGUUCAUCUACCUGCAGAUCCUGCUAGAGGCCGCUGUGUAUGCAGAGUUCACCUACGAAGUUUUUGGUUUCUGCAGAGAUAUGGACACCACCCUGACCAGCCUGUCCGUACCUUACAUCCUGCUCGCUGUGAAAACUGUCUUCUUCUACCUCUGCAUCAAGAAAGAUCCAGGCACCGUGACCAUGAAGAAUGUAUCCAGCCAGUUGUACUUAUAUCCAUACGACAAGAGGCUGUUUCACCCGGGCGUCACUUGCCCGACCUGUAAGCUUAUCAAACCUGCCCGCUCCAAACACUGUAGUGUGUGCAACAGGUGUGUCCGGCGGUUCGACCACCAUUGCAUCUGGGUGAACAACUGCAUCGGUGGCCAGAACACACGAUACUUCAUGUUGUACUUGUUCAGCGUCUGUGCCAUGGCGGGUGACGUUUCCCUCCUGACAGUCGACAUGUUGCUUCACGCCGUGUUGCGUUCAGGGCUCCUGAGGGCCAGUUAUGUAGACGAGCACGGCCAGCAGCAGCCUGCUGGGCCUGUAUUUAUCAUACAGCAUCUGUUCCUGACCUUCCCCCGAAUCAUUUUCAUGCUGGGAUUUGUGGUCUUUGUCUUUUUCCUGCUGGCCGGUUAUGCCCUGUUCCAUUCCUUCUUGGUUCUCGUCAAUCAGACGUCCAACGAGUGGUACAAAAGUCGAGGUUUCUCUUGUCAGCACUGCCGCCCAACUUCGACAGCAGAUCACCUUUGUGGCACAGCGCCGUCGAGAAGGUACUUCUACAGCAGAGGCUUACUCCGAAAUUUGGGGGAGAUUUUUUUUCCUCGACAACCUUUUCGGAAAAAACACACUUAGGAACCUGUCAGGUUGCAUCCCUGAUUCAGGACUGCUACUGAGACAAUAAACUUUAUUUCUGACAUUUUUUAUGUAAAACAUUUGUUUGACCAAUAAAUGGCGUGGUUAAAAUUUAACAAAUAAGAAUGGCUAUUAUUUGACAUUUGUGUGUCAGUCUAUGUGUGUUAUUCAUUGCAAUUUGAAUGACAGCCUCACUAUCAACCGGAUCCAUAGUUUCACUCUUCCUUAAUGAGACCAAAGGCAUUGAUAAUGCAGGACUAAGGCACUGUCUUUAACUGCACAAUACAAUUAAUACUGUAAUACUACUCAUGACAAAGAGAUAAUACAGUGGAUCCUUCGUUUUUAAAUGUUCACUAAAAAUGCACCGUUUGUGAUGGUAUGGGGGUGUAUUAGUGCCCAAGGCAUGGUUAACUUACACAUCUGUGAAGGCAACAUAUGUUGCCAUCCAAGCAACAUUAUCAUGGACGCCCCUGCUUAUUUUAGCAAGACAAUGCCAAGCCACGUGUUACAACAGUGUGGUUUGAUAGUAAAAGAGUGCGGUUACUAGAUUGGCCUGCUUGUAGACCUGUCUCCCAUUGAAAAUGUGUGGCACAAUAUGAAGCCUAAAAUACGGCAACGGAGACCGGACUGUUGAACAACUUAAGCUGUACAUUAAGCAAGAAUGGGAAAGAAUUCCACCUGAAAAGCUUCAAAAAUUGGUCUCUUCAGUUCCCAAACGUUUACUGAGUGUUGUUAAAAGGAAAGGCCAUGUAACACAGUGGUAAAAAUGCCCCUGUGCCAACUUUUUUUGCAAUGUGUUGCUGCCAUUCAAUUCCAAGUUAAUGAUUAUUUGCGGAAAGAAAAAGUAAGUUUCUCAGUUCGAACAUUAAAUAUCUUGUCUUUGCAGUCUAUUCAAUUGAAUAUAAGUUGAAAAGGAUAUUCAAAUCAUUGUAUUCAAUUUUUAUUUACGAAUUACACAACGUGCCAACUUCACUGGUUUUGGGUUUUGUAGAAAUGGCUCUGCUGAAGUGGAAGCUGGUUGCAUCAGUUCUGUGUUUGUUUAAUGUCUUUUAUGUCCUUUAAUGUUUCUCUCUUUUGUGUUUUUACCUUAUUUUGUAGACUUUUUGAAUCUGCAUCUGCACUGCAACCACAUCAUUUUCCUCAUGUGGGAUGAAU